AGAAACUGGAAAGAAGCCUCUGUGUGGCGGCUGGUGAGCGGGCGAUAUGAGAUUUGGGAAAGAAUAGAGGGUAGAACAUGAAAACCCGAAAGGAUAAAAACAUGAGACCGAGAAGCAAACGGAGAAAAGGAGCAACAGACAUCCCCCCAUCGACAAGUCUUCCCCCAUUAGUAGAAGGUCAGCUUCGUUGCUUCCUCCAGGUGACAGUCAGUAAAAUCCUCUGGACUAUCCCCAAGCCCCCCACCUCUGUACUUGUGCGACUCAGAUGGUGGGGGGAAACAACAGAUGGCACUGUCUUCCGACCCAGAGACACUUCCCAGACAGAACAAAAAGGUGUGAAGACAACGACUCGCUAUGCUGUCCGCUGUGGACCCAAGCAGUUUACAUCUUAUUUGACGGAUAUGGGAGCACUUGUAUUGGAUGUUAUGACCAAGCUGGAUCACCUUCCUAUUGGUCGUGUUCAAAUAAAUGGGAUCCCACAGCUCUCUCCAACUCACCCACUGAGCGGCUUCUUCACAAUUGUCUCACCAACAUCAGAGAAACUUGGAGAACUACAGGUAUUUGUGGCACUGGAACCCUUGUCAGAGACCUAUGACACUAGCAGCAGCUCUGUAGUUAAUACAGACAUUAGUUUGGAUGGUGGAGUGUCACAGACAGUAAAACUCACUGUCCCCUCAGCUGGCUUCAAAGAGUCUGAGAGCGACAGCAGAGUCACUACACCCAGGGGCAGAGAUCAUUUGUAUUUUCAAAAGAAUGGUGGAUCCCAAGACAACCUAAAUGUGGAGAAAGGUCUCCUGAUAGAGAAUAUGUCCACCAGAAAACAGGUACCUAAUUACAGAACACUGGAGAAAACCUCUGCAGAGCAGCUCAAAGAUGCACAUAAAUCUACCUGCGCGCCUGCUACCAAAGACUUGCUCUCAGCUCUUCUGGACCAAGGAAGCAAACUUAGAGAUGCCAUGGUUGUUUCUGCGCUGAGAUCUGAACCCAGUGUGGAUCGUGAUGUUGAUUCGUUGCUACCUCCCACUCUGAAAAAACAGCCUUACAGUAUUGCAGCAUCAAGAUCUGCACCUGAGUCCUCAUUACUUCUCCAAAAUCUGUUAAAUGUCCAGAAGUCUUCUGCAAGUAGAGACCGUGCUAACCAACCUUCAGACUGCGCACAACCUGAAAUAGACACUCAUAGUGAGACCCGAGCAAUUGAGCUUCUCCUCGGCAGCUCUGCUUUUUCUCAUGGACAUUACUGGGAUGGAGUGGGCUCGCCUCCGGAAUCUGUAUCGGGAGGAAGUGACUUCUGCAAUGAGAGUGAACUUAAUGACCCGCUGUAUGACCAAAGCCUGCUAGAGAAACUAUUUUAUACAGCACCUAAAUCAGACAGCAGCCUCAGUGACUACAUUAAUGAUGAAGAAGAGCCUAAAAUUUGCAGUAAAAAAGCUAAAAAUAAAGUGCUUCAAGCUGAAGAAAAUAUUACAUUAAGGGACACCAGCAUUCAGGAGAUACCAGAAAGAUUACACAGUGAAGUCCCAAAAUCAGAUGCUGUUAAUCUCACUAUGGAUCAGUUGACUCUCUUAGGCCGAAUGCAUAUUGCACGAGUUGUUGUGGAGUCUUUAAGGGUCCCACUAGAGAGUUCACAGAUCACGCCAAGCAAGGGUAGUAGCAGAGGGAAGCCUCCACGGCCGGUGUCUUCUGUUAAACAAACCUACUUUGUAGAGUUCCACUUUCCAGUGUCAUCCAAAAAUAGAGCGGGCGACAUCUCCUUGGCAACUGAAAUCACUCGCCUGGUCUCAAGCAAGAUUGUAGGAGGAUUGGUGAAGUUCCAGCAGCGCUUUGUUUUUCCCAUAAUGUUUAGUGGGCAAAUGAUUGAACACUGGUGGAACACGGAUCUGACGUUUAAGAUCUUUUUGCGGAAGGGAUCCCAGAAAAAGCCAGGCCUGAUUGGCUCUGCCUCAUUUUCCCUUUGUGAUGUUCUGAAAUCGGAGAGUCUGUCUGUGACGUGCAAUCUUCCUGUGCUCUGCAGUGAGGACAAUCAGGAGAAGACAGCUGUUGGUCCAUUAAAGGUUUCUGUAGAGCUUGCAGGAGAAAGCAAAGAUCUUUUAAGCACAACUGAGAAAACUUCUGGAUCAGCAAAGCCGAUGCAAUCAUACCCUCUCCACCAUGGUGUGACCAUCACAAAGCCCGAAUCUCAUCCUGCUGCCGAUACUGAUACUUCUAUACAAGCCAAGUCCAUGUAUUAUGCUCCACCUGUCCGGCAAAGUGAUCUGCAGCAUACUGUAACCGAUGUACAAAGAAUGCCAUUGUCACAAGCCAUAGAAAUGCCACCUGAAGAAGAUGGCUUACUGUUGCACGUUGUUCUCAUGGUGCCUGAGGGUAAAGGGUUAACAACUGCAAGCGCCAACUCUUCCUCAUCGUGUAAUCCCUACCUGAACUGCAAACUCUUCUCUGCACAAGAAGCCACUCGUUCUUCUGUAGCUUGGGGCACAACUCAGCCUGUGUUUAACUUUUCACAGGUUGCUCCUGUUUCUUUAACAAGCCGACUCUUGGAUAGGCUCAAGAACAACGUGAUGAUUAUUGAGGUCUGGAACAAAGUGCCCAGCCCCGGCCAUGACCAGCUGCUGGGACUGGCAAAACUGCCGUUACACCAGUUCUAUAUGUCAUUCAGUGACCGAAAAAUUUCUCGACUGCUGCUCCAAGCUCAGUAUCCGGUAGUUGCUGUCGAUAGUUUUGUUCAAGUGACUGAUGUUUUCAGUGGAGGUGAAUGGGGCAAAUUGAAAGUCUUGUUGGCCAUGGGACUGGGCGACCAAAUAGUUGCACUACAGAGGUUGAAGAAUGAAGAGGUUCCUACUCCAGUCCAACCACAAAGGCCAGCGCACUUUUUAGACCCCCCUCAAGUUUCUGUACAGACAUGUUGGCCCCAGGAGGGAACAAUUGAACACAUUUUUGAUAUCCACGUGGAGAAUGUCAUAGGCCUGACCCCCUUGCAAUCUACCGUAUGGGGAGAGGCUGAUUGCUACGUACAGUACACCUUCCCUGCACACUUGUCCGACUCCAGCAAGGCAGGGGAGCUUCCAGAGGCUGAUAUUACUCUGAAGCCUGUUCGAACAGCUACUACAUUGUGUGUUCCUGAUCCUGUCUUGAAUGACCGGCAGAGCCAUACGCUUGUUGCACAGUCUGAUACCCCCGUACAGCGGCUGCUAUUGAGUGCGUUCUCCACACAAGGCCUAUCUGGCGGAGGAGGGGUGCCUUUUGAAGUCUGGUGCAGGUACUAUUACCCCAAUGUCAGGGACCAAAUGGUCGCCAAGUGCCUCCUGCCUCUGUCUCGUCUGUGCGCCAUGGUUACCAUGCAACAUCGAGAGGAGGUGGGAAUCCAAGCAUUUAGUCUGCCACUAACCCCAAAGAGCAAGGAAUCUGAAGGAUUAGCCCCACAAUCAUUAGGUUUACUCAAUGUGAGUAUAACAUACAGACGCUCCAUAAGGAACCCAGCUGGGAUAUUGGCUACUCGCAUGGUGUCGUUGUCAGUGCAGAUCCACAGAGCGUCCGGUCUGCAGGCAGCUGCCAGAUUGGUGGCGGAGCAAGACCCUACGUUUCAAUACACUGCUGAUGUUGGCGUGAACUCCUAUGUCGCAAUACACCCAUCCUUCCUGCCAGAGGCAGAGAAACGCCUAACACGCACUGUGGCCCGCACCUUUGCGCCAGAGUUUGACCACCACUCAGAGUUCCCCUGUAACCUGGUUAUUCAGAGGAGCGGAGGGGAAAACUGCAGUCUGGCAGAGGUUCUACACUACUCUGAAAUAACUUUUACUAUUUAUCACCAAAGUGUAGCUUCAGCUGCUACAGCCAGAUCUCAGCUGGCCUGCGACCACUUACUGGGAGUGGUGAAGAUACCAACAAAACAGCUGAUUACCAAAAGAUCAGGAGUAAAUGGCUGGUACCCAGUUACGGUUCCCGAAGAUGCCCAGAUUUCCAGCGGUGCUGAUAUAAUGAAGGCCAUUGUGGGCGGCCUUGAGAUCUCGGUUAGGUUUGCCCAUCCCUCAGACAGAGAGCGCGUGCUGGAGGUUGCUCAGGGUCUUGGCUGGAGUGAAGAAGACAGCAGUGAAUCUAGUGUACAUGGAGAUGAUGAGUGGCAGACAAAAGAAGAUUUAAUCAGCCUCUCUGUCGCUAUACCUAAACUAUGGCUGCCAGUGCACUGCUUACUGCUGGCAGGGCAUAAGCACAUUCACAGAAGCACUUACUGUUACCUACGGUACAAACUGUAUGAUAAGGAAGCCGUCUGCUCACCUCUCAAGAGGCCAAAGCUGGCAGAAGAUAGACGACAGGCCACUGUAAUGUUUGAGCAGACUAAGAGCAUAGAGCUGAUACGGCACUGGCCUCUGUUAUGGUAUCUGAGGGAGGAGAGGUUGGAGUUUCAGGUGUGGCUUUCUUAUGGAAAAGACACUAGUGGCCCAAGGCCGCAGGAUACUGACCGCCUCCUGGGAUGUGCUUAUGUGGAUCUUACACCACUCGCAGAAAGAACCUCUAGGACACUUACAGUCAGUGGUGUUUAUCCCAUGUUCAAGCACAAUGUUUCUAAUCUCUGGGGCGCUGCAGUGCGCAUUCACAUUGCGCUGUGUUCAGCUUAUCACCAGUCUGUGUUCACGCAUGACCUGAGCUACAGCAGGGAGAGAAGCUGCAGUGAAGAAGAUGAACCAGAUGACUUCUCUAAGAACCAUGAUGAAGAUUCAUCUGGUAAAGGUCAGAAGCCCCAACCUGAGAUCCCUGUGACAAGCCCAAGCGACCAUAUAGAAGAACUAGAUUUGGAGAGCACGUUUGCUGUGAAUAUAGUGGUGGAGAGGGCGAUGCACCUAAGCUUAAAGGGGAGCCCCUUGACCGAACGGGCAGUGUCUGCUCCUACGUCCUGCGUGUCCUUUUCAGUGGCUGGCAGUGCAACAGCAGUAAUGACACCAAUAAUAGAGAAUACUGACUCGCCAACUUGGAAUUUUCAACAUCAGACUCGACUCAACAAAGAGCUUCUGUUGGACCCACAACAAACCUUUGUCUUCAAAGUGUGGCAUAAAACAGAUGUGGAGCGAGUCCUGGGGUUUGCAUCUGUGGAUCUUUCUCCUCUGCUGUCUGGAUUCAGCUCAGUUUGUGGAUGGUACAAUAUAGUGGACUUUGCUGGGCAGUGCCAGGGCCAAGUAAAAGUAUCCAUCACCCCCUUGGAAAGCAUUGUACAUCUCAAGGAUGAACGAAGGGCCCGAAGUGAAGCAACACAGCCAGAGGUAACGUCACAAAGAUCAUUUCUCUACCAACCAAGGCCUCUGCUGCCCAGUUCAUUCUCCAGUUACAGCAUCGGACAUUCAGACAUCUCAAGGCCACCCAUUCGCCAUGAUGAGCACAUGAAGAAUGUACGCCGGUUCCAUGAAUCCCUUCAGCAAGCAGAGCGUAACACGCGAUCUGCAGAGCAGUUGGAUAUCCUGUCACAGUCCACACGCUCCUCCCUUCUCUCUGCUCUCAGAAAAAACUUGAGUGAGCUUGAUGAUAUCCAGAAGUACUUCAGUCAGAAGCUGUACGGGUCCAUCUCCAGCUCUACUGACCCCAUGGAAGGUCUAUCAAAUCUGAUUCAUAAAACUGAGAAGGAAAAUACAUCAAAUUCAGUUUGCCAUUCUGACGAUUCUGAUGCACAGUUGCUACUCAAAAGGUCCAACCUCCUGGUAUCUCAGGUCAGCAGCCUAAUCACAGAUCUUCAGACAGCACAUAAAACUACAAGAGAGCCCCUCAGCACACCUCAGGGUGGGAGUAAUACUCACAAUGUAGCUAUGAGAGCAGACUCGGGGGUGCAGUACCAGCAGGGUGUAGCUGUUGAACCUAUUAAUUGUGAACAGCCAAUCUCAGAUGAUAUUGAAAGCCUCCAUAGGGAUACGCCACCAUUUCAUUUAGCGGAAUUACCCUCUGAUGAAGAAGACAAUCUGGAGGAGGGUUUGGAGCAAGGACUGAAUGAAAAAGAGGAGCAGCUAGAGGCGGAGCAGCAUUGUGAUCAAGCUGAACUUAAUGCCGAUUAUUGUAGUGAUGAGGACUAUGAGGAAGAUUUUAUUGAGCCAAGGACUCUUAAUGAAAUAACCACCAUGACUGACAGAACCAGCCCAUGGUCUAGUAUUUUAUCAGAUGCAGAGUCAGAUUCGAUGGAGCAGCGGCUGAGUAGACGUCAAACACAACCAGUGGCAACUUCAUUUAGUGAAAAUCAUUCUGAAGAAACUGAACUUUUGCCAGAUUUGGAAUAUAAUCAAGUACUUGUUCCAAUUUCCACAACCUCUGAGGACACCGAUGGAGAUUCUGAACCCAGAGUGUUAAAUGACAACACAAAGCCAGAGAUACAUAAGUCACAGCCCUUGGCACGGUAUAGUAUAGAAGACCAUGUAAUGCAGGAGUCUCACACAGAUGACAUUAAUAAGAUAAGAGAGGAAGGCCCAGAAGAACCUUACUCCAUUUUCCGGAGAGAGUCUACUGGAGUGUCCUCCUCUAGUAGUGAUACUGAAGAUUACCAACCAUCUCAUGUAGGCAACACAAGGUCCUCUAUCUCCUCUGUGGUUCCCCAGUCUGAGGAGUCAAAGUCAGAUUAUCCAUCUUCACGCUCCAGAUCUUCAGAACAGGUGGCAAGUCUUUCUGAAGAUAAUGAGGAAGAACUGAAUACUGAGCCUGAAAGUACAGCGGUAAAAUCCACUGGUUUAUUACCUGAACCAGUACUUGUUCCAAAUUUCUUCCUUCCGCCCCAGCACUUAGAAGCUUCGAUGAGGUUGCUAAGCUUAUCGCCUUCUCUACCUGUGACCACAACCCACAAGACUGGUAGUGAAACUCAGAUCGCCAAAGGAAUACCGUUCAGACGACACGCUCGUCAGAGACAUGUGCUGACAUCUGAAAAUCUUCCCAAGGAAGAAACUGAUCGAAUUGCAAGAAUAUUUUCUUCACAGUUUACCAAAAAAAAGUAAUCCUGUCAUUCUAAGCAUAGUCAGGCCUAGAAUAGCAAAGUCCAUCUAGGACCAAUGCUGAUAUCUUUAUUUGUGUCAGUACUUUGUCCAAACAUGGGUUAUCUCCAGCUAGAUCAGGUGUAACAUGAAAGACUUUGUUCUCUGAUAUCUCCAGCCAGGUCAAGACUAAUAUUAAUAUAUAUCCAGGGCAAUUAUUCUCCAUUUAGGUCCUAAUUAGAAUCAAGUCACCUAAACACAGGGUUCUUGAUUUACAAUCCAGAUCAAGUAUAACACUAAAGUCCUAGGUACAGUCUAGUCAGGAAAACCAGUAAAGAUCUUCUAGUACCGGUUUUGUAAAUCUCCAACUAAAGUCCAUGUCAGCCCAGAUUUGAGAAAGUCAGGUCAGGCAUAAAAAUUAAACGUUGUUCAUUUAGUUGUAGAGAACAAAGGAAUCCUUGCACACAUGGCGCCACUGGUUUCUAGAGUUUGAUAACGGCAGGUUAUCUGGCAUUACAUGAUGUGCUAUUUAUUUAUAGAUCUUACAGGACGAUCUAUUUAGUGCCCAUGUUCAAAACGGUUUUUAAUACUGAAUGUAAAUAUGUCGUUUGGCUCUUCCUCUGUAAAUGUACAUUAUGUUUAUGUUGUGUGAAAUAGUGUAAAGCAACGAAAUCCUUAAUAUUUGUAUAAUAAAUAUAUUUUUAUAGCUGUUUUAUUUUUCUGCUCUUUGUAUUGCGUUUUAAACAAAAAAAAAUCUCCUGUGCUUUUAUGUUUAUUUAUUAAAAUUAUCCAUUUGAAAUUA
This is a messenger RNA of Bombina bombina (fire-bellied toad), 7731 nucleotides long. RefSeq names its product C2 domain containing 3 centriole elongation regulator (gene C2CD3). The transcript is spliced from 33 exons. The record is from RefSeq and is a predicted model, not a curated record. Gene Ontology annotation, cellular component: centriolar satellite; centriole. NCBI's taxonomy places the organism in Eukaryota, Metazoa, Chordata, Amphibia, Anura, Bombinatoridae. Bases 78 to 6953 code for a protein of 2291 amino acids. Gene Ontology annotation, biological process: centriole elongation; cilium assembly.